Molecule: messenger RNA, 3899 nt
Organism: Lotus japonicus
Lineage: Eukaryota; Viridiplantae; Streptophyta; Magnoliopsida; Fabales; Fabaceae
Product: transportin MOS14
Exons: 24
Coding region: 256-3288 (1010 amino acids)
Biological process (GO): protein import into nucleus
Cellular component (GO): nuclear membrane; cytoplasm
Source: RefSeq, a predicted model, not a curated record
CCCUGACCCUAACUGGUGUUUCAUCUCCCAUAGCCGUCCGAUGAAAGAGGGGAACAACGGUUAACAGAUUCAGUUUCAUUCACUGGCGUCGCUUCCUCCUUCCUUCCACCUUCCAAUUCCAUCAUCAUUCUCUUCCUCUUUUUCCUAUUUUAAUUUAUUUAUUCUUCACCCACCCACCACUCAGAAAAUAGAGAGAAAAAAAAAAAUAAAAAUAAAAAAGACAGUGAGCGAGUGAGUGUGAGUGAGAAAGAGGAGAUGGAAUUGGCAAUGAAGGUAGCUGAGGCCGUCCAUGUGUUGAACCACGAUACCCAAUCGUGCAACCGCGUCGCAGCCAAUCAGUGGCUCGUUCAGUUCCAACAAACUCACGCCGCCUGGGACGUCGCCACCAACAUCCUCACCGCCGAUCGCCGCCACACCACCAAUUUCGAGGUCGAGUUCUUCGCCGCACAGAUUCUCAAACGCAAGAUACAAAAUGAAGGUUAUCAACUGCAAUUGGGAGCUAAGGAUGCUUUGUUAAAUGCUCUUCUUCUUGCAGUCCAAAGAUUCAGUAGUGGCCCUCCCCAGCUCUUAACGCAGAUUUGUCUUGCACUAUCUGCUCUCAUACUUCAAGUUGUUGCACAUGGAAACCCGAUUGAGCAGCUUUUUUACAGUCUCCAGAAUCUGCAGAGCCAGGAUGGUGGCAAUAUGGCUGUCCUCGAGAUGCUCACUGUCCUCCCAGAGGAAGUUGUUGACAGCCAACGUAUUGACUCUAAAAUGAGUUCAUUGCACAAAAGCCACUAUACCCAGGAGCUUCUCUCCCAUACGUCUAUGGUUCUUGAGUUCUUGCGGCAGCAAUCUGAAAUAAAUUCUGAUGGUUCUGUGCAACAUCAUGAAAGGAACAAGAAAAUUUUGCGCUGCUUUUUGAGCUGGAUUAGGGCAGGUUGCUUCUCCGAGAUUUCUUCAGGAACAUUACCAGCUCACCCACUUCUAAAUUUUGUAUUCAACUCCUUACAGGUUCCUUUGACAUUUGAUCUGGCCAUUGAAGUUCUUGUUGAACUUGGGACUAAACAUGAGGGAUUGCCCCAAAUUUUGUUAUGCAGAGUACAUUACCUGAAGGAAGUACUUCUUUUUCCAGCUCUGACUAGGGGAGACAUGAAAGUAAUUGGUGGCGUAGCGUGCCUCUUGUCAGAAAUUGGGCAGGCUGCUCCAUCUCUAAUUGUCGAAGCAAAUGCAGAAGCCCUUGCACUGGCAGAUGCGCUCCUGAGCUGUGUAGCAUUUCCAUGUGAAGAUUGGGAGAUUGCAGACUCAACCCUGCAGUUUUGGUCUACUCUUGCGAGCUAUAUACUUGGAAUUGAUGAAGAUGACAGAGAAAGUAGAAAACACGCGGAAGACAUUUUUUCACCUGUGUUCUCAGCAUUACUUGAUUCACUGUUAUUGCGUUCUCAGGUGGAUGACUCUACAUAUAAUGAUGAGGGAAGAGUGAUUGAUUUACCUGAUGGGCUUGUCCAUUUCAGAAUGAACCUAGUAGAACUUUUGGUGGAUAUAUGUCAUAUGUUAGGAUCUUCUAUAUUUAUGCAAAAGCUCUUUAUUGGUAGGUGGGCAUCUCAGAAUCCAUCAAUCCCUUGGAAGGAAGUGGAAAGCAAGCUUUUUGCGCUUAAUGCUGCUGCCGAUGUGAUCAUACAGGAUGGCCAAAGUUACGGUUUCUCUGUAAUCAUGCAGUUGGUGACCAUGUUGUCCACUAAGCCUUCUGAUGGCUUAAAGGGUUUCAUUUGCAUUGUAUACAGAUCUCUAGCGGAUGCUAUUGGUUCUUAUUCCAAGUGGGUAUCUGCUUUUAAGGAAAAUUUUAGACCCUUGCUAUUAUUUCUUGCUAUUGGGAUUUCAGAGCCUCUUUCUUCAAAUGCUUGCGCAUCUGCCCUGCGUAAAAUCUGUGAAGAUGCUUCAGUAGUAAUUUAUGAACCUUCAAAUUUGGAGAUUUUAAUGUGGAUUGGAGAGGGCCUCGAGAAGUGGCAUUUAUCAUUGGAAGAUGAGGAAGAAGUUAUGCAGGCAAUAAGUUUGGUCCUUGGUUCUGUUCCCAAUCAAGAACUAAAGAGCAACUUAUUGGCUAGAUUGCUUUCAUCCAGUUAUGAAGCUAUUGGGAAGCUUGUUGAUCCAGAUAAGAGCCUUUCUCUUAAACAGAACCCUGCUUCUUACACACAAAUUUUGAGUGCAGCCUCUAGAGGAUUGCACAGAAUGGGAACUAUAUUCAGUCAUCUUCCCAUAUCGGUGGCGACUGAACCUGAGGCAGAUGAAUUAAUACUUUCACUGCUUAGAGUUUUCUGGCCCAUCUUGGAGAAAAUUUUUAGUUCUGAGCAUAUGGAGAGUGGCAAUUUAUCCAUAGCAGCUUGCCGGGCCCUUUCACUAGCUAUUCAAUCUUCAGGUCAGCAUUUUGUGACACUACUGCCCAAAGUGUUAGAUUGGCUUUCCACAAAUUUUGUUUCAUUCCAAAGUCAUGAGUGUUAUAUAAGAACUGCUUCCAUUGUCAUUGAAGAAUUUGGUCACCGAGAGGAGUAUGGACCUUUAUUUGUCACCAUGUUUGAAAGAUUUACCCAUGCAACUUCUGUAAUGGCUCUAACUUCCUCUUACAUAUGUGACCAAGAACCUGACUUGGUGGAGGCCUACACCAAUUUCACAUCCACGUUUAUUCGUUCCUGUAACAAGGAUACUCUUUCAGCAUGUGGUUCUCUUCUUGAAGUUUCUAUCCAGAAAGCAGCUAUAUGUUGCACAGCCAUGCACCGCGGUGCUGCGCUAGCUGCGAUGUCAUAUUUAUCUUGUUUCUUAGAUGUGGGCCUUGUCUCUUUGUUAGAGUGUAUGAAUUGUAUUAUUGAGGAGUCAUUCAACAACACGGCCAUUCAUGUCAUAUCUCACAGCGGAGAGGGGCUUGUAUCUAAUGUGGUGUAUGCUUUACUCGGUGUGUCUGCUAUGUCGCGGGUUCAUAAGUGUGCAACAAUUUUGCAACAACUGGCGGCAAUUUGUACUUUAUCCGAAAGAACAACAUGGAAGGCUAUACUUUGCUGGCAGACUUUUCACGGGUGGCUGCAAUCAGCGGUUCAGGCUCUUCCUGUGGAAUACCUAAACCAUGGAGAAGCAGAAACCAUAGUUCCACUCUGGUCAAAGGCCCUUACUGAUGCAGCUACUGAUUAUAUUGAGAGCAAGAACUCUGAUGGAGUGAAGAGUAAUUUUGGACACAUGCAAGGAAAGGGUGGGAGAGUUUUGAAGCGUCUGGUUCGGGAAUUCGCUGAUGCUCAUCGAAAUAUUCCAAAUCUGACUUGAGGACUGCGUGAACAUGUUAGAUCAGUCUCUAACUUCUGUGUUUCAGCAUGCAGGUUCAAUAGUUGACGGGGCAACCUGUAUCAUUUGUUGUAAAUUGAUGAGGUAUGUAUAGUCGCAUAUGUGGUCCUCUGUGGUGCCCUACCAUUCUGACAUGCCUCUCCAUUUUCCAUUGCCAUUUCUUCUGUAUUUCUCCCAUCUGUACAGUAAUGUCCACAAUUUUGACCCUCAAAAAGCAGGUUAGAAAGGACACCCCCUUCCUUUUUUUUCUUUCAAAUUGUACAGGAUGGAUAUCCAUGAAGGAACAUCCGCUGGUGGAAUUAGAGGUUUUGAAGAAAAGGAAAUUAAUGACAUCUAAAGUCAUUUUUGCUGUACCACAUGAAACAGCUUGAAUAAUUAUAAUAGAAGUAGCUGUUUUUCUUGUUGUAUAAUAAUUUCUUUUAGAAAAAAUGGAUGGUUGGUGCAGUAACUAAAUAGCCAUUAUUAGCAAGAGUUGCAUUUUGUUGUAAGCUGAACUUGCUGGUUAGAUGAAAUGCAGUGAGAGAAAGAAAUGAAAACAAUUAAAAACCAGGGGGUCUUACAAUUUGAAAUUAGAUGAUCAAUUACCCUAUCAA